This is a messenger RNA of Parnassius mnemosyne (clouded apollo), 330 nucleotides long. The record is from the annotation of a GenBank genome assembly. Lineage: Eukaryota; Metazoa; Arthropoda; Insecta; Lepidoptera; Papilionidae.
AUGUCACGAAAACGAGCAAAAUAUUUAGUGGAUUUAGCCAAAAAGGAGAAAAAUUCAUUGAAGAGUUUUGAUAAAAAUGGUGAGAUACCACUUCAUACUGACGAGAGAGAAUCCUCGCAAUUACCUGCUGAAGUUGAUAAUCCUGAAUUCGUGGUUUUGUAUAAUCACGUCAUGUUUGAAGAGCCUAUUCAAGAGCAUGAUUAUUCUAUAGUCAGUUCUGCAAGCCGAGAUAUAGAAAAUUACAAAAAUGAUGUAGUAUUACAAGAUAUAAAUUUGAAUAACUUGGGGCUCCUAAAACUCCACUUAAUAUUUAUUCACCAAAUGUAUUGA